AGCGAGGCCGAGAAUGGGAUUAUUGAAGAAAUUACACUUCAGAAUUUCAUGUGCCAUUCGCAUCUGAGAGUAGCACUCUCACCAAAUGUGAAUUUUAUUAUCGGUCGUAAUGGAAGUAAGUCCUUAAUCUGUUCUUAUUUACGAUUUUGACUUCAAUAUCACACAGGUCUGAUAUCCGAGCAGGGAUGCCGGAACCACGGGUGCAGCGGGUGCAAGUGCACCCCUUGCCUUUUGCAUUUUCAACUUUGUGGGUGCAGUGCAGGUGCAGACUAUGGGUGUAACGGGUACACAAAACUUUUACAACAGACAGAAUUAAACGUCGUUCAAGGAUGUGUGUGGGGGUGUUCCACCCCCCAUUCGUCAGGAAUUCGGCAAAGUUGUUAUCCAUUUGGCGAAAGGUGAACGGAAAGCAUUACUUAUGGAAUUUUUGGCGAGAAAUUACGGAGGAAUUGUGCCUAAAUAAUUGUAUUCGGUCUGAAAACAUUUGGUGACGGGGAGGGAGGUUGACACGAAUGUAGGACCAUGACGCCCUUUCAUUUUCAUUGGUGCCUUUUAUUAAGGAGUAUGCCCUCUUGUUAACCAAUUGCACCCCUUGCCCUCAGCAACUUCCGGCAUCCCUGUAUCCGAGUGCUGGUACCUGGUACUUUAAACCAGACACCUUUUCAGAAAUGGUUAUUCAGCAAGGGUUUUGAUUUUCAGGUGGUAAGAGUGCAAUUAUGACUGCCAUUGUGGUUGGUUUGGGCGGAAAGGCCGCAAACACAAACAGAGGAAGUUCUUUGAAAGGAUUUGUCAAAGACAAAUGCAGGUAAGGUCAAGAUGUGUAUUACUGCUGGCUUCAUUGAAGAAGUUAUUUUUCCAAUGAGGGCAGGUCUAUCGUUGGGGUGCAGGGGGGGGGGGGGUGUGCACCCUGCCUAGUGGUGUCUUGCACCCCCCUAGAGAAGUCCAGCACCACCCUAAAAAAAUUGACUAUACAUUUUCUGCUUUUCAAAUGGUGAUUACCGGAACUUCUACAGUUAGCAUGUGUCGAUUUCUUGAAACGAUUUAUAUAAUUGAUUUGUGAGCUCACAAGAAUGCUUUUGUUGAAUAUCAUGGUUAAAUGUGUAAACAUGUCGAGGUUGUUAUACAGCCAUAUUUUCAAAAUAUACUGUACUUUAACAAGCAAAUUUAAUGUGCUGUGCUAUAGCAGCUGUCCAGUCACACAUACCUGAUAAAAAGCCAAUAUAAACUUUAUAAACAAAUGUAUUAACUUUUCCCCAUAUGAUUGAACAGGCCCCAAGUUGAGUAUAGUUUGUUUGUGAAGUGAUCUACUGUAUAUAUAGUUUGGUUGGUUGGUUGGUUGUAGUUGUGUAUGAAUAUUUGCAUUCUUACAUCUUCUCAUGUCAGUUUCCCAAUGAUGAAUCCAUCCUUGCGCUCAUAGUUAUAUAUUACAUCAUGAUUGAUUGUUAUUUAUUCUCAACAUGAUUGAUUGUGAUAUAUGUGAAGAUUUCUUUAUGGGACUCGUCUCUUGUGUUGCCGCACAUGUGGCGAGCUGAGGGAAACUAGACAACAUCUAACAUUAAGGUGGCUCCCUUAACAGUUAUACUGUGCUGGAGCAACUGUCCAGUCAUGCGUAUGUGAUAAAAAGCUGAUAUAAAUGUUAUAAACAACAGUAAUGUGAAAUGUAACAGAACAGUGAACAUGUAUAUUCAGCCAUCUUAAAAAUUAAAUAAUGGUAAUGUUGGGAUAGUAGCGUUGCAGACUGCAGAGGAGAGUGGACAGUAAGGCUCCCUCAUGCACCACCCCAUGGAAAACCUGCACCUCUCCUUGCAGAUGAGGCGUGAUCCACCUCUGCUAUUACCAGUAAAAUAAGGCACCACUACUUUAAAAAUCUUGCUUUAAGUCCUGACACAUGAAUUCAUUGUUGAUUUAGUACUGCAGUGAUCAAAAUUAAACUGAAAAAUUGUGGUCAAGAUGCGUUCAAACCGGAAGAGUAUGGACAACACAUCACCGUCGAGAGAAGGAUUUCAAGUGAUGGAGUUGGCUCAUAUAAAAUAUCUAAUGCAAAAGGUAACUAAUAAUCUAUGGUAGUUAAUUCAUUCAUAGAUUACUCUGUCUAAAGCUUGGACAAUUUGUCUUUAUUUAGGCAUUACAGUGUCUACCAAAAAGGCUGAGCUUAAUCAUAUUCUUGACCAGUUCAAUAUACAGGUAUUUUGUUUGUAUAAAUAUGGUUUGUAUAAAUAUGUUAUAAAAAUUUUAAUGGUUACAUAUAUUGUGUGACGAUACGAUAGUGUAAACAGUGUCAAUUAUAUUUAUGUUUUAGAUUGAUAAUCCAGUGUCAAUUUUGAACCAAGACACCAGUAGAAAUUUCUUAUAUGCAUCAGAUCCAGGAAAGAAGUAUAAGGUAUAUACCAUCACCAUGCAUCAUCGUCAACAUCAUUACCAUUAUAUCCUACCAUCAUCACAAACAUCACUAUCACAACCAUCAUAAGCACAACUGACAUAAUGAUUGCUUAUUUCCUAUCCUUACAGUUCUUCCUAAAGGCAACUCAACUGGAACAAAUGAACAAUGACUACCUCACCAUACAAGAACAACAGAAAAUAAUGUCAAUUACACUGGAGAAGAAAAAAGAGGUAUGAUACCCACUUCCCGGGAUGAUUUCCCACUGGGAAUGUUAACAAGGGCCGGUUGGGUUAUGUCCCUAACUGACCCUUCCACCGUAGAGGCGUAGACGUCCUUCGUGAUCAGGUUGGCUACUAGAGGUGUCCUAGAAACCUUGGACUCAAUGAAGUUGAGCUGUUAGCUUAGCUCUCAGCUGCAAGUAAGGAUGAUUAAAUAUUUUUAUCUUACUUUAGACAAUUCCAGAGAUGGAGAACGAGGUACAUCAACUUGAGGAAAAGUAUCGAGAUUUAGAACAGUUGAAAGUUCUUGAAGGAAAAAUUGAAGGGUUAAAAAAGGAAAUUGCUUGGGCACAAGUUAUAGAAAAAGAGAAGGUUUGGAUUAUUUCCUUGAUCUGCUGUACGUACUGUCUGUUUUAUUUCAAAGCUCUACAUACUGUCUGUUUUAUUUCGAAGCUCUUCAAACUUAUAGAACUAUCCCGUGUAUAUAAGAUACUGCUUUCCUUUCGUGGUAUCAAAUAAGGACCUUCACACAGAACCACCUACAGUAAACUGCAGUAACACAGGAGCAUUAUAAGCAGGGGUGGAAAAUUAUUUUUUUUCUGGGAACCUGGGUCGAAGGCUAGAAAUUUUCUGCAAAAUUUGCAAUGUUACAAUUACAAUAAUAACAAAACAAAUGCAUAAUUAUCGUAUUAUUUGUACUUUAGUAAUAAUAGGCUUUAGGCUGGUUUUCGUAUGCUCGUACAUCGCAAUAAUUGUCUGUUAUAUACAACAGUUAUGAGUUAUGACCAACUAGUAAGGUGUCCUAUCAUCUUAUUUAUUCCAUUACUUUUAUUUGUUUACCAUUUAAUUUGCAUUUUAUUGGAGACUUUGCAGAGCAUAUAUUUACCAUUUUACCUCCUUGUGAUGGCAGGGGUGGGUAAAAGAAUUAAUUUCUGUCAAAAAUUUAAAAGGCUGCUGAUGUUAGCGUGUACAGUGUAAAUAAAGUAGAAUAGUUGUAACUUGUAAGUUGAGUAAACAGAGUUAUCUCUAAAUGUUGAAAUAUUUUCUGGAAAAUUUUCUGCAAAACUCACAACUCAAAAAAAUUUCUGGUUCCGAUACUUUUUCCACUCCUGAUUAUAAGUUGCUAAGUUGAGUAGUUAUUCUGAAAUUUAAAUAUUUUUUUCAGUACUUCAGUAAUAUACCAGGAUUCAAAAUUCUAGCAUUCGUGUAGUAAAUUUGUGAAGUGGUCUAAAUAGCAGGGUCCGAAAUUUAAAAUGUUUUCGAGUACUUUAGUGAGAUACCAGGAUUCAAAGUCCUAGUAUUCAGUCUGAGAUACUGUAUCCCAUGUCGAUUUUGUGUAUGAAUAUUUGCAUUCUUACAUCUUUUCAUGUCAGUUUCCCAAUGAUGAAUCCAUCCUUGCGCUCAUAGUUAUAUAUUACAUCAUGAUUGAUUGUUAUAUAUUCUCAACAUGAUUGAUUGUGAUAUAUGUGAAGAUUUGUUUAUGGGACUCGUCUCUUGUGUUGCCGCACAGGAGGUGAGCUGAGGGAAACUAGACAACAUAUAACAUUAACAUUUUCAAGUUGAGUUCUGCCUCAAACACAUCUGGUUUUACGCCCUGUCGGCGAGACUAUCAGAAUCAUUUGUGUGUUUCUAUUGAUUUGAAGGAAACGAUUGUUUAUGUUGCAGAAACUGAAGCCUGUAAUUGCAAGCAUUACUACUGAAAAAGAAAGACUCCCUAAAUAUGAUGAAAAACUUCGGGAAUGCGAGGUAAUGUUUGGUUUAUAUUAGAGAAAUUUACUGUGGCCCUCAGCAGAAGCUGGUAUUCGUUCAUCAGCUGGAGAGACUUACAGCUCUACGUACAUGAGUUUCGAGCGAUUCUACUUUUUCUCACGUAUGCAUAUGACUGGACAGUUGCUGUAGCACAGUACAGUAAAUAUGCUUGUUAAAUGUCAAUGUUCAGUGUAUUUGAAAAUAUGGCUGUAUAACAACCUUGACAUGUUUACAUAUUUAACCAUGAUAUUUAAUUAACUAAAGUAUUUCGAGUAUUUUCUUGUUAGCUCACAAAUCGACACACGCUAACAGUAGAAGUUCCAUUAAAAAGCAGAAAAUGUAUGGUCAAGAAGAUUUUUUAGGGUGGCGCUGGACUUCUCUGGGGGGUGUUAGACAGUCUACCCACCUGCACCCACUCGGUAGAUUACCCCCUCCCUGAUAAUCAUAUCCAUCUGUAGCUAUAUAUUGAAAAUACUUCUCUUCUUAGACAACUAUUACAGUAAAAGAAGCGACGUGGGGCGAGGUGAAGACUGACUUCGACCAAAUCUCCAGCGAGAGUGAUCAACUAACUGUUCGUCAAGAAAGCAUCAAUAAGGAAGUGAAGAAAAUGAAAGAUGUUGUCCGAAUGCAUCAGGUGUGUACAUGCAUUCAUGCAGCUAAUAGACCCAUCCGGAAAGACUGCACUUUAGAAUAGCCUACCUUAUGAGACUUAUGAGGCAAAAAUUACCCAAGGCGAGUUGUGUCCUUGAUUUACACAGUACAACUCAAGGUUGCAUGCGACAGUUUUAGACAAAAGUUGUGUGGCGUAAAUAGACCUUUAUACAUGUCAUGAUGAAUUUGAAUGUCGUUCAAUUCUUUGUUCAGAAUGAGUUUAAAAAGAUGCAGCGAGAAUUGCGUAAUACGGAGAGAGAAAGGGAUGAAUUGCAGCAACGGAUAGACGAUAUAACCACAAAGUAAGAUUUAUUUACAAUGUGUGCCUUUUGCCUCUACGGUUAGGGAUGUAGUUGUCUGAUUAUAAUUUUGCCUCACUCGCAUGCAUGUAAGAAGAGCGCUUCCAGUUUGACUUUAUAGACUCUGGUUUUCUUUUGUUCUAACGCUCGACGAAUAUGGGAUGGGCCCUUACUGGACCUCUAGAGAGAACGUUUAAUUAAAGUUAGAGAGAGUUAUCCAGUAUAGAGAAUGUUAGCUUUGUUCAAUUUUUCUCAUUUAGUAACACUGAAAGUUAAUUUCAAACUAUUGCUUUAAAGUGCAUAUGACAUGACAUUUUUUAUAUUCUUAAAUGAAAGAACUCUUUAAGCUGCAGUGUGACUUAUUUUUCAGUUUCUUGUUUUCAUGGUUUGUUACGGAGAUAUUUCAUUUUGUUUGAUAUGUAAAUGAGUGUGAAUAUGUCCGCUAAUUUAUGACGUCACGUUGGUUGCAAGCUCAACUUACACUGGCUAUAUAUCUAUUAACUCUAAAAACUGUAGAUAUCAGUUCACGUUUUUCUCCAGUAUUUUAUCACAUUUACCAGUGAGUGAAGUUAGAAAAUAUUAUCUUGGAUGAUAGCCGUGAUAUUCAACCAUCUUGAAGAGCUUGCAACCAACACGACGUCAUAAAUUAGCGGACAUAUUCGCACUCAUUUACAUACCAAACAAAUUGAAAUAUCUCGGGAACAAACCAUAAAAACAUGAAACUGAAAAAUAAGUUGCACUACAGCUUAAAGAGUUCUUUCAUUUAAGAAAAUAAAAAAAUUCAUGUCAAAUGCACUUUAAAAGAUACUUGACACAGAAAUGAUUUGGUUAUCACUGUUUCAAUUUUACAGAAAAAGUUUCUUUCGAAGUGUAGACUGUAAACCCUAAGGCCAAAUAAAAAUAAUAGUUGGUUUCAGGUUUCCGACCGACCUGUCAAAAAUAUGACCGACCAUAAACAUUUUAUUGACAUUCCCAGUAGAGAUCAUCUUUUCGUAAAUAGCAGAAUAUAUAAAUAGUCAUCAGACUCAUUUGUCUACAAACUAUUUUGUUUGCUUAUAAUUUAAUCAUUAUCUAGUCAUGUUAAAUCAUAGUUUUACACAAAGAACAGUUGAAUAAAAUAUUAAAAACGUUCAUUAUUCUCAGUAUUCUGACAUGGGAUCUACGGCUGAAAAAAGAUAAAAAUGCUUUGAUGCGUUUGUUUCUCGCGAAACACAUGUGGCUUGUAUGUACUGUAACAUGUUUCUCGCGAAACACGGCAUGUAAAAACAAUAAAAACUAAGAGUUUAUAAUUAGUUUUAACAUACUAUUUAUUGCAUACUUGAGAUAAAAUAUUUUUUUUAAAUAAAAUGUUUUUCCAACCUACCUACCCAUAUAAAAAAUGGCUGUGAAACCUGAAACCAACUAUUUUUUUUAUUUGGCCUAAGCAACCAAAAAUGAUCAAAUUUUCACUUUGAACUAUCAUUGAAACUUCACCAAGGGAAGGUGCAUGACUUUUCAGGGGAGGUGCAAAACGAUCUCAGGGGAGGUGUAAAGCGAUCUCAGGGGAAGUGCGCACCUCCACACACUUCCCCUCAAAAUCCUGCUAUGCCUCCUAAUUAUUAACUAAUACUGGACCAAUGUUAACAAGAACUGUUUAGAAUGGUAGAGCUUUCUAGUACAGCUUAGGUUAAGUUUCGUUCUGUGACGAUAGUCGAGUUCCGUUCUAAAUAUUUGUGUGAUGUUUUCCUUCAGCGCAAUGAAAGAUAUCGAGUCGGAACGACUGGAAAGGGAGAAAUUGCUGCAAGAAAAGAGAGAAAACUUGCAAGCAUUUCAGUUUCAACUCAACACAACGAACAAUCAUAAGAACCAAGUCGAAAAUAAUGUCGCCCGUUUAACUGAUCAGAUUUAUCAACUAAGGUAUAAAACCAUGUUUAAAUUAAUCAUUUUGUAUUAAAAGUGACACCUGUUCAUUAUGAUAUCUCAAACGUGGUGGUCCAGUGUAGGUAGUAUUCUACAGUAAGCUGUCGUGGUUUGUGUCUGAACUACCUGAAAAAGAUAUCUCAGACGUGGUGGUCUAGCGUAGGUAGUAUUCUACAAUAAGCUGUCGUGGUUUGUGUUUGAACUACCUGAGAAAGAUACCUCAAAGUGGUGGUCCAGUGUAGGUAGUAUUCUACAAUAAGCUGUCGUGGUUUGUCUCCCUGAAAAAUAUCUCAAAUGUGGGAUCCAGUGCAAGUAUCGUAGUAUUCUACAAUAAGCUACCAGGGUCUGGUAUGCACAGAGUAUAUAUGGUUUGGAGAGACGUACCCUUGUCAGUGAAUUAAUCGGUAAUUAAAUAACGUAUUUUAUUCCUGUUCCUAAAUGGCUAGCUUUUCCUUCAAACAUUCUUUAGAAACGAUGUGAACGAUGCGAGAAAUAACGUUGAACAAUCUCAAAGAAAGCUGAAUUCUCUACGUGAAGGCCAGAAGGACAGUCUGAAAAGAUUUGGCAGCAAAGUUCCAGAGUUAUUACGUAAGAUUGAAACUGCUGUCAGAAGAGGACGCUUUCAUCAACCACCCAAAGGACCUCUUGGU
Messenger RNA from Paramuricea clavata, 7846 nucleotides. The record is from the annotation of a GenBank genome assembly. NCBI's taxonomy places the organism in Eukaryota, Metazoa, Cnidaria, Anthozoa, Malacalcyonacea, Plexauridae.